This is a messenger RNA of Neofelis nebulosa (Clouded leopard), 1890 nucleotides long. It is a transcript of the gene SDHAF4, whose product is annotated as succinate dehydrogenase complex assembly factor 4. Gene Ontology annotation, biological process: mitochondrial respiratory chain complex II assembly. Bases 128 to 451 code for a protein of 107 amino acids. The record is from RefSeq and is a predicted model, not a curated record. Gene Ontology annotation, cellular component: mitochondrion. Lineage: Eukaryota; Metazoa; Chordata; Mammalia; Carnivora; Felidae. The transcript is spliced from 3 exons.
CAAGCACGCCCCGCCUCACGAGCGAUCCGGCCCGCCUGUGGGUUGGGCUCCGAACUGCGCCGCUGGCUCCUUCUUCCUGCUCCUUCAUCCUCUGCUGGGCCCAGAGGACGCUGCGGGAGUCGGCAUCAUGACUGUAACGAGGCUAGCUCGGUUGCUUGGCUACUUCCCGGCCACCGCGUGGAGAGCGGCAAGAUCACCACUUGUGUGUUGUUCCGUGAGGAAAAUGAGUUCUCAAGGAGAAAAAUCCAAACCCAUCAAACAGUCUCAUAAGAAGCCAAAGUUACCAGAAGGUCGUUUUGAUGCACCAGAAGAUCCUAAUUUAGAGAAAGAACCACUGACAAAAUUUCCAGAUGAUAUUAAUCCUGUUACCAAAGAAAAAGGUGGACCCAGAGGCCCAGAACCUACCCGAUAUGGAGAUUGGGAACGAAAAGGACGCUGUAUUGACUUUUAAGCCAUAUAUUAUUAAUUUCAGUAUCUUUUUCUGAAUAUGUACAUCUGAAUUAAUUUAUUUCUUAUUAUUUUCUCUCUGUAUAUCCUUUAAGUCAUUUAAUCUCUAUAAUGUGUUUAAAAACACAAAUAGGGGUGCCUGGGUGGCUCAGUCAGUUAAGCUUCCAACGUCGGCUCAGGUCAUGAUCCCGCAGUUUGUGGGUUUGAGCCCCACAUUGGGCUCUGUGCUGACAGCUCGGAGCUUGCAGCUUGCAGCUUCAAAUUCUGUGUCUCCCUCUCUCUCUGCCCCUCCCCUGCUCAUACUCUGUCUCUCAAAAAUAAAUAAAAAUGUUUUAAAAACCCACAAAUAAUGCCUUGAAAGGAAAUAUGCUGCUAUAAAUUAAGAAAGGGGAAAUAUUUCUACAUUAGCACAUUAAUUUUAAUUUAAAUAUAUUGGAGUAUAUAAAAGAUGAUUAGAGCUGCAUAUUUCAUCAUACUGCAUUUUAAAUUAAUCAGCUGCUUAUAAAGUACAAAUGUAAAUAAAACAAGUUUUAAUGAUUUUUAUUGCUAUAUGCUAGGUAAUAGUGCUUUUUGAAUGUGAGUUAAAUAACACAUUAUAGUUUUAUAAGGCCACAGUAACAACAGAAAGUCUAGCUCCAGAGACAGAUUACUUAGGUUCAAAUCCUGGCUCUGCUACUUACUAGCUGUGUGACCUGAGGUAAGUUAUUCAGCUUUUCCACACCUCAGCAUCUUCAUGUGUAAAUUGGAGAUAAUACUGCCCUUUUUGGGCAGUUGAGAACUUUAAAUGAGUAGGUACAUGUACUUGGAACAGUGCAUAGCACAAACCUCUCAUUAAGUGUUAGCUAUCUGUAAAUCAUAAAUGUAUUUUUCCAAGUCUCUAGGCUUUCUGGGGGGAAAUAUUUAGAAACUAAGUUUGAAAUACUUUAAUUGAAAUUGUUUUAUGAAUAUAACAUUACAAAAUCAUUAGUAAGAAAAUUAGUGAUUUUUUGCACCGAUGAACUGAGCAGAAAUAUCCACUAGUUUGUUAAAACAAAAUUUAGGUACAGAGGGCCAAUUUGUGACAAAAGCAGGGGAUGAAAUGGGCCAGCUUGGUCAGUUUUGAUGACUCAAAAGCUCUUGUCCUGUGGCCUUUGGAUAACUGGGUCAGGAAAAGUCAAGGCCAGUUUAUAGACAUGGAAUGGAAAGGAAGAAUAGAAAUUGCUGGGCUUGCCUGUGGCAACCCAUGCUGGCCUCUGGCCUUACUCUGUCACAGGGAUUGGGCCUUCAGCCCCCCAGGCUACAUUGAAAUUACCUAGGAAGAAGGGGUUUGCACGGCCUGUAGAAGAUAAUGCAGUGGGCUGAUGAUUGUGUGACAUGAAUUAUAAGUGUAGUAUUAUCUGAGAAGACUGUAGGAGAUUUAUUUACGUAAAUAAACUUUUUGUAAUGUGUGUUCUCAGAAACAAA